Molecule: messenger RNA, 1407 nt
Organism: Lottia gigantea (owl limpet)
Lineage: Eukaryota; Metazoa; Mollusca; Gastropoda; Lottiidae
Exons: 2
Coding region: 1-1407 (468 amino acids)
Source: RefSeq, a predicted model, not a curated record
AUGGAACUUAAUAUGGAAAACGACUACGUCGACAAAAUCAUGCUGAAGUUUUUGAAAGAAAACAGUAAAUUGGCGGGAAAAAAUGAAAGAAUAACCGUCUGGUCACAGUCUACAAAUUACCCAGGAGCCCUCGGGAUUCAUAGUGAAAAUAGUCGUGUAGCAGCUGCCAGGAACAGCACAGCCGAUCAGUCUUUAAAGAACACUGUGUCUGCCAUGGAAUCUAUUCAUAAGAAAGAAAUCAAGUCCAUAGACUUUUCUAAAAGAAACGUUGAAGAUUCUAUGGUCGCCUACAGUCAGAAGAUGAGGCGAAUCUCUUCUGAUAAAUAUUUCGACCGGAUUAAAAUCCAGAAUGAUCUAGAAAAUUCUAAAAAAUGGACAAAUAUGUCGAAACUUUACGAAGAGGCCAUUAGAAACGCAACACCGGAAGUUAAAUAUACGUUGCCAAUCGAUCGAGGAAGGAGUGUCUCACUCUCUCAACCGAAAGUUCCGAAAGCGAAUUCCAGGAAAAUAAGUUCUCAGGAACAGACAAAACCUCAACUGAUCGACGAAUCGACAGGCGCGAAAGACAAUAAACUUAGCAAACGAUCUCGUAGAGCCGGAACAAUAGAUGCGCCUGAAAUCAUUGUGACCGACACGGAAAAAUUACCUCCUAUCACAGACAAAUUACCUGCCCUUGAACACAAAUUAUCUCCCUCUAAAGAUGAAUUGUCUGCCCCUGAGGACAAGUUAUCAGCCCCUGAUGAUAAACCGCAGAAAGACUUCACUGACAAUGAUACAAGCCGACAUCAUCAGAUGGAUAGAACUGAAUCUCCAAGGACUGAUAGCUGUGUAGUUAUCGCCCCUUAUCCAGAUUUCGACAAACUCACAGAAGGUGAAAACAUGGAUGCCAAAACAGCAAAAAAGACAACCAAAAAGAAAAAAGGAAAAAAGACAGUCAAAAAGAAAACUCCAAGAAUAUCAAUUACAGAAGAAAAACCUGACGACGCGGAAUCUUGCCAAAUACCUUCUCCGUCGAAAACCAAAACACAACAGCAACCAGUUGACGAAGGUGGUAUAGAAAAAGCCUCUUCGUCAAGAAAAGUGUCCAUGAGCAAGAAAACAAAGGAUCAGAAUAUCGAAUGCCAUGACGUGUCACCAAGAGGCUUUAAUCCUCACAGACGAAGAAGUUUGUCGAUGCCGACCUCACCCAGGCCAAACGUGAAGCAUAAAUCAUUGGUGGAUUGCAACGGAAAUGAGAUAGUGCUCAAAUCUGUUUUACGUCAUCGCAAAACUAGUGACAUCACAUAUUUAGUGCGCAAGUCUGUUCAGUUUCAACUUCCGGACAUAGACAAACAUGAGUUUGAGUCGUAUACUGAUGUAAAAUGUGAACAAUCGCCGAAUACUGUGAUAAUAGUACGUGAUUACUGA